Molecule: messenger RNA, 324 nt
Organism: Botrytis fragariae
Lineage: Eukaryota; Fungi; Ascomycota; Leotiomycetes; Helotiales; Sclerotiniaceae
Product: putative aldo-keto reductase protein
Exons: 2
Coding region: 1-324 (107 amino acids)
Source: RefSeq, a predicted model, not a curated record
AUGUCUAACAAAAUGCAAUACAUGAGAGUUGGAAGCUCCGGUCUAAAAGUCUCCAAGACCAUAGUUGGCUGUAUGACCUAUGGUGACAAGAACUGGCAACCCUGGGUCCUGACCCAAGAAGAGGCAUUCCCUAUUCUCAAGCAUGCAUAUGAUUCUGGUAUCAACACAUUCGAUGUCGCCGAUGUGUAUUCCAAUGAACGCUCAGAGGAAAUUCUCGGUGCCUUCUUAAAAGAGUAUAAAAUCCCUCGCAACAAAGUUGUCAUCAUGACCAAGGUGUUCCAUUUUGUCGACCCUGCGAGAGGAGCUGCUGACGCCGCUGGCUAA